This is a messenger RNA of Rhipicephalus microplus (southern cattle tick), 3736 nucleotides long. RefSeq names its product coiled coil domain containing protein Alhambra (gene Alh). Gene Ontology annotation, molecular function: nucleosome binding; histone binding. NCBI's taxonomy places the organism in Eukaryota, Metazoa, Arthropoda, Arachnida, Ixodida, Ixodidae. Gene Ontology annotation, cellular component: nucleus. The record is from RefSeq and is a predicted model, not a curated record. Gene Ontology annotation, biological process: regulation of transcription by RNA polymerase II.
UGCGCUGCCCUAAUGAAAGCCCCGUGUGUGCAAAACAAAAUAAGUAGAAGUGCAUCGGUUGCGAGGUGGUGGCGGGGGGUGCAUGCCUUUAGCGAACAGUCAGUCCCGGAGGAUCCACCGCGAAAAAGUUGCUCGAUGAAUGGAUCAGCAGCAGAUGAAGAAGACAACUGCUGAUCGGCCUCCCUAAGCUAUCAUAGGGAGCUCCGACCGGCGCGGCGGCGGCACCAUGAAGGAAAUGGUGGGCGGCUGCUGCGUCUGCUCCGACGAGCGCGGCUGGGCAGAGAAUCCACUGGUGUACUGCGAUGGCCAGGGCUGCACCGUGGCCGUCCACCAAGCCUGCUAUGGAAUUGUGCAAGUGCCCACUGGGCCUUGGUUCUGCCGGAAGUGCGAGUCUCAGGAAAGAUGUGCUCGAGUUCGGUGUGAGCUUUGUCCAUCCAGGGAUGGAGCACUCAAGAGAACUGACAACGGCGGCUGGGCACAUGUUGUCUGUGCACUGUACAUCCCGGAAGUGCGCUUUGGCAACGUGACCACCAUGGAGCCCAUUGUGCUGCAGCUGGUUCCGCAGGACCGCUUCAGCAAGAGUUGCUUCAUCUGUGAGCAGCACCACCAAGAGAGCAAGGCGUCCAUUGGGGCAUGCAUGCAGUGCAAUAAGUCUGGGUGCAAACAGUACUUCCACGUCACAUGUGCGCAGGCAGCGGGUCUCCUCUGUGAGGAAGCUGGGAACUACAUGGACAAUGUCAAGUACUGCGGGUACUGUCCCUACCACUACCAGAAAGUGGUUAGUACGAAACGGGACAACAACAUCAAGAUCAUCCCAGCCUUCAAGCCUAUACCGGCUGAGUGCGAUUCACGUGAGGAUAGCCCCGAGCGCAAGCCCGCUCGAGCACGCAUGAAGGGGGGCAGAAGUAUGAGCGGGGAGCGGCGUGGAUGCAGUCGGCCGCCGUGCAAUGGCCAGGUGUCCUCAGACGGUGGUGCCAGCAGCGAUGCCACAGAGCCACGAAAUGGAGCCACGUCUGGGGGGUCGUCGCCCUCUCCAAGCACGGGCACGCCCAGUACUCCACUGCCACAGCUACAAGGCAAAUUCACGACAGCAAACUUCACGGAGGCGACGGUGGUACAGACGGGCAGUCCGGUGUUUGGGGAGCGGCAGCGCAAGCGGGGUCGCCCGCUGGGCAGCACCAAGGAGGCCAAAGCCCAGCAGGCCGCACAGCAAGCCGCAGCCGCAGCACAAGCGGCACAACAGAUUGCAGCUGCCCAGCAAGCAGCAGCUGCUCAACAGCAGCAGUCACAGCCAGCUCAACAGCAGCAGCAGUCGCCACAGCAACAGCUACCUGUGCCUCUGCUGCAGGCCAAGACAGAACCGCUCUCUCCCCCGCCAUCAUCACUGUCCAGCACCAACCCAACUCCCAGCUUCAGUAGUAUCUACGAAAACCUAGUGGGCAGCAGUCGCCAUGGCGAGAAGAGGCCAAAGGCCAAGCGGCCCUCUCCAUCCCAGGGUGGCAGCAGCAGGGCAUCGCCGUCGAGCAGUGGAGAGCGUGAGACCGCCAAAAAUGGCAGCGCGGGUGGCAGCAACAAGCGCAGCGCCGCCGGGUCGGCCGGCCCAAGGCUUCGCAAGAAGGUUCCUCCCAUGCUGUCGCCGUCUGCCCAAACGGCGGCCGCCGGCGGAGCCAUCAACGGCCUGCCCCCGGUGAUGGGAAGUGGCGAUAUUGACCAUACAUAUUACCGUCUGUCCCACAGGGAGCUGAGCCCGGGUGGGGAAGAAGGCAGCCGUCCUGCAUCAGUUGAUUCCGUGCUUACGCAGCCUACGCGCCUCGAGUCUGACGAUGCCACUUUGGAGUCGAGUAAUAUUCAAGGCAAGAUGCUGCAGCCAUCUGAGGACCAUGAGGACAAAAGCGGGCGAGUGUCAUCAGCUAUGCCUCCAGAAGGCUGGGCAUCGGCGUGUCAAGUGGGACCACCCCGCGUCAGCUUGCCUCGGAGUCCCGCAUGGCCCGAAUCGGCUGCUGUACCAAGCUUGAUUCCGCAGACCCUGGAGCAGCUGCUUGAACGUCAGUGGGACCAGGGCUCUGGCUUUCUCAUGAGGCAGGCCCAGCACUUUGACAUUGCAUCAUUGCUGUCAUGUCUGCAUCAACUGCGCUCGGAGAACAUGGAGUUGGAGUCUCGAAUCAGUGGCCUGCAAGCACGCCGGGACCAACUGCUGGCUGUCAGCGCACGACUGAUGGGCCCUCUUCGAGAAGCGCCCAUGUCCAACUCUUCCAUGCCUCUCGCGUCCCAUGCUUCUGCUGCAGAAGCCAAUGCGGCAGGCAGCCAUGAGCAUCGGCACGAGGGCAAACUUGCCCACAUCUUCUGCGGGCUCUUCUAUGGACAAGCACCCUGGUGUGCCACUUGGCUUCCCUCUUGGCUUUCCCUCCUCGGCCCAGCCAGCCACCGACCACCAACCACACCAGGGGAACGAGUUGAGUGCAACAUCACAGCAUGGCUUCCCUGGCCGGCCAGCGAUGGGGCACCCUGAAGGAGUUCCCUCCGCCGAGAACUCAUCGCAUCGAGGCUCCACUCUGUCAACCUCUCACCAGUCGAGCAAUAGCUAGGAGCCACCAGCACGAAUAACCUCAGCGCUGUCUGUACAGGAUACAUUUUCAUGAUGUUGCGCAUCAAGGAAGCAUUGUCAAUUGUUCUGACUUGGGACAGGCCCUGCCCACCCCCGUGAAAUUAGGGCAGGCUUUGUAGCCGAACAGACUGCAGGGAAAGUCAUUGAUAAUAUAAUUUUAUUGUUUUAUACUUCAUUGCUACUCAGAGAUUAGCCACAUGUUUUCUCUUCCAACCCAACCCUUCCCAGGUCGGGGUAUCUGCAUUUGAUCUCUACACUUGGUAGAGACGGUUUUACGUGUCUUUUACUCGCAAUAUCGUCUCCCUCUGUCAAAACAAAGGAACAGAUCGUCAUGUGGCAAAGGACGAGCGCAGCUCCGUACGAGUGUUUGCCUCGUGCACCUCAGCAUACCUCGGCUUCUUCCCUUGCCCAUUUUUUCACUGUUGUGUUCAGUACAGAGUCAGUGUUAAUGUCUUGGCAGCUGCUGUCAUAUUGGUCACGUGUUUCGGUUCAUGCGUGCCAGCAGUCGAAGGCACAAAAAUUCAUCACACACGGCUAAUGCUACACAAAACAAAGCAACUUUCCCAGAGGAGACGAUCUUUCAUUUUAAUUAUUGCUAUGUCUUGUAAAUUUGUAUAUUUACUUGUGAAGUGAAGGUCUUGCUCCUAUUAACUUGUGGCAUGCCACCGAGUGAGCAGGAACUUUACAGCCACUGGUGUUAGCUGCGAGGUAGAUGCAGGCGUUCCCUGGCACAACCUGUACUAGUGCCGUUCGACCCGACAAACACACCAGUCCUCUGUGUUCCUCAGUUAACUGAGUUGCUGUCUGGUGUUUUAUGCUCGCCUUUGAAGUAACCCGUCAUCUAGUUGCCUGGCCUUCCUUCAUUUGGGCAGUUCAGCCAGGUCCCUUUAUCAAAACUCUCUCUUUUUUGGCAGAUGUCCUCCAAUGAUGCCAUUACACUGUACAAAAGUUCAUGUUCAAGUUGUUUUUGUUUGUGUGACCUGUACAAAAAGGACAAUGAAUCGCGUUGAGAUCUUUUAAGUAGCAUAAGUGUUCAUUUCUGUUAAUUUUGACAAUAUGUGUUGUUUGUGCAGUAUUUUUUUUCUUCGUACUGCAUGUCUUGUAAAUAGUAAAUAAACGUCUGCAUUUUUA